Molecule: messenger RNA, 1844 nt
Organism: Maniola jurtina (meadow brown)
Lineage: Eukaryota; Metazoa; Arthropoda; Insecta; Lepidoptera; Nymphalidae
Product: cysteine synthase-like
Exons: 10
Coding region: 160-1638 (492 amino acids)
Cellular component (GO): cytoplasm
Molecular function (GO): cysteine synthase activity; cystathionine beta-synthase activity
Source: RefSeq, a predicted model, not a curated record
UGUUUUAGUAGCAGUAAAAUACAUCUAAGUGAACCUAAUAGUUUAUAUAAGAAGUUUCGAGUAAGUUUGGGCCGCAUUAUAAAAGAGUUCGUGAUCAUAGGUGGCACGAUUACCGGGAUAAAAGGAUAGGUGGUGAAUUAUUAAGACUUAAGGAAAUUAAUGAAUAUUGAUAACAUGUUUAAUUUAACAAACGCACAAAAGCUCUUAAACAAACAUAAGGAAAAUUAUCGAUGGAAAUCUCCGUACGUGAACAGGGUAUUCGACGGUAUCUUAGAUUUUGUCGGAAACACUCCAAUCGUCAAAUUAAAUAAUAUCCCAAAAGACCAUGGACUUUCUUGUGAGAUCUAUGUAAAGUGUGAAUUUAUGAAUCCAGGUGGUUCUGUUAAAGAUCGUAUAGCUCUUGCUAUGGCUAAGGAUGCAGAACCAUUUAUAUCAGAUGGUACUCAUUUUGUGGAAGCCACCUCCGGUAACACGGGCAUCGGGGUUGCUAUGAAUGCUGCACUAUUAAAAAAGAAAUGUACCAUAGUAAUGGGCGAAAAGAAUUCUACACAAAAAGUAGACACCAUACGCUUAUUUGGAGCCAAUGUCAUACAGACAAAUAAAUCGUCUACCGAAAUAGCCAGACAAAUUAAAGACUCAGAUCCAGAUACUUUCUUGAUGUUGGAUCAAUUUGAAAACCAUUGCAAUCCGAAGGUUCACUACGACACGACGGGCUUAGAAAUUUUGAAUACAUUAGGUGAAGUAGAUAUGCUAGUCGCAGGCGCAGGCACUGGUGGAACUAUUACAGGCGUUGGAUACAGAAUUAAAGAGAGAUUUCCUAAAUGCGUCAUAAUCGCUGCAGAACCAGAUGGAUCGACUAUGUUCAACGAACAUGCAAAAAAACAUCCAUUUUUGGUCGAAGGCAUUGGAGGUUCAACUGUUCCGAUUGUGUUGGAUAAAUCAAUUGCAGACGACUACGAAGUAGUGACCGAUGAAGAAUCGUUCCUCAUGGCUAGAGAACUUAUAAAAAAGGAAGGUAUAUUGUGCGGCGGAAGCAGCGGAACAGCUUUGGCUGCAGCUAUUAAAGCUGCUCGUAGAAGAAAUAUGGGCCCUGGCAAGCGUAUUGUCGUGAUAAUGCCCGAUGGGAUUCGUAACUAUAUGAGCAAGUUUGUUAUUGAUCAAUGGAUGGAAGCACAUCUUUUCAUGGAUCCACCCGAGCGUAAAUGGAAAUGGUGGAAUCAACCAAUGACAAAUAUAAUCCCGCAAAAAUGUCCUAUUGUAGACGACAAAACCACUGUCAUUGAGGCGAUUCACGAAAUGCAAAGGCAUAAUCAAGAUAUAGCCAUUGUUGUAGAUGAAAAAGGAUGGUUUGUCGGGGCAAUUACAAAAAAUAGUAUUCGGCAUGAUACAACGAACUCCACAAAACCAGAUUUCAAUUUCAAUGAUCCAGUUUCAGACCAUUUGGCUAAAGAUUGUUAUACUUUAGCCAAGAACGGAAAGAAGGGCAUGCCUAAGAUAGGCCGGUUAUCGCGCAUUUUAGACAUAACACCGUUUGUCGUUAUUGGGGUUGAAAUCCACGAAAUUGACAAUGAUUACUUUUUACCGGAUGGUGUUGUUACGGGCGACAACGUCUUCGACUAUAUCUUCAAUCAUCUUUAAGAAGCAACAUAUUUACAUAUCGAUAUUUUGAUAAUUUCAGCGAAAAAAACCAAUUCAUACAUUGAUUUUGUUUUAUUAUUAAAAAAACAUGUUUAAUCUUAUUUACUAGACUUAAUUAAAACUACUUUCUUAUCAACUAUCUCAUUAUUAGAUAAGUAGGUCACAACUACAAUAUAUCUAUGAUCAUAAUAAAAUGGGGGAAAAAU